Aspergillus ibericus CBS 121593 is the source of this 1843-nucleotide messenger RNA. Its product is annotated as alpha-amylase. Gene Ontology annotation, molecular function: alpha-amylase activity; calcium ion binding. Bases 108 to 1754 code for a protein of 548 amino acids. Lineage: Eukaryota; Fungi; Ascomycota; Eurotiomycetes; Eurotiales; Aspergillaceae. The record is from RefSeq and is a predicted model, not a curated record. Gene Ontology annotation, biological process: carbohydrate catabolic process. The transcript has a single exon.
UCCCAACUGCACUUCCGAUCACCACCAAACACACUCCUUACGAAACCAACCACCUCCACCAGGGGGUUUCGAGCGCAAUCAAGCUCGGUUCGCCCACCACAUUCCUUAUGUUGCGGGUUUCGAAGUCUCUGCGCGGCCAAUGGCUCGCGACCCUCCUUUGGGGCUGCAUUCACCCCGCCACGGCCGCAACCACCGAGCAAUGGAAAACCCGUUCCAUCUAUCAGACCAUGACGGAUCGGUUCGCUCUGACCAACGGUUCGACCACUGCUGCCUGCAAUACCACGGAAUCCAACUACUGCGGUGGGUCAUGGCAGGGGACGAUCGACAAGUUGGAUUACAUUCAGGGGAUGGGAUUCGAUGCCGUCAUGAUCUCCCCGGUCGUGCAAAACGUGGACGGGCGAUCACAAGAUGGCGAGGCCUAUCAUGGCUACUGGCCGCUGGAUCUCUACGAGGUCAAUUCCCACUUCGGGACCCGCGAGGAUCUGUUGAACCUGAGCGCGGCCCUGCACGCACGGGACAUGUACUUGCUGCUCGACGUCGUCAUCAACAAUGUGGCCUAUAUGACCGACGGUGAAGAUCCCGCGACCCACAUCGACUAUACCGUCUUUCCCCAGUUCAACGGCUCGGACUAUUUCCAUCCGUAUUGCCUCAUUACCAACUGGAACAACUAUACCGAGGCGCAGUGGUGUCAAACGGGUGAUAACUAUACCGCGCUGCCGGAUCUCUACACCGAGCACACCGCCGUCCAGGACAUUUUGAUGACCUGGAGUCAGUCGGUCAUUAGCAAUUACUCCGUCGACGGACUCCGAAUCGAUGCCGCCAAAUCUCUCACCCCUAGCUUUCUGCCUACGUAUGUGGAUACCGUGGGCGGGUGGAUGACCGGCGAGGUGAUGGAGUCGAAUGCCACUAUUGUCUGCAACUAUCAAAAGGAGUACCUGCCGAGUCUGCCCAACUACCCACUGUACUAUUCGAUGAUCACGGCGUUUUUGAACGGCGAGCCCGAUACGUUAGUCGAGGAGAUCAACACGAUCAAUAGUCUGUGCACCGAUGUACCGGCCAUGGUGAACUUCAUCGAAGAUCAAGAUAUCGACCGCUGGGCUUAUAUGAAUGACGAUAUCAUGCUGGCCAAGAAUGCUCUCACCUUUAUGAUGCUGUUCGAUGGCAUUCCCUUGGUAUACCAGGGCUUGGAACAAUUCAUCGCCUAUUCCAACCGCGCGGCGCUGUGGCUCACGGACUAUGACACCAACACGACGCUGUACAAGCACAUUGCAUCCCUCAACGCUAUUCGCAAACAGGCCAUCAAGUUGGAUUCCAGCUACAUCAAUUCGCAAACCUAUCCCAUCUACCAGGGCGGUAGUGAACUGGCCUUCUGGAAGGGUAAUGUCGGCCGACAAGUCAUUAUGCUUUUAUCCACCCAGGGCACCAACGGGUCGGCCUAUAAUCUGACCCUGCCGAAGACCUAUGGCGCCGGCAUCGUGGUCACGGAGGUGCUGAACUGCGUCAACUAUACCACUAAUACCUAUAGUGAACUGAUCGUGCCGAUGGAUAAGGGCGAGCCCCGGGUGUUUUUUCCGGCCUCCAUGCUGCCCGGAAGUGGUCUGUGUGGAUAUGAUGUGUCGAAUGUGACGUACUCGGAGUUGCGACUGGCUGCUACUUCUUCUUCUUCGGGUGGUGAUCCUAUCGUCCCGUUUGUGUCGAGAGGGUUCGUGCCGGUUUUCUUGGCCGUGAUUGCGUUUCUAUUUUCUGGAUUAUAAUCAGUUUGGCUGGUCAUCGCAGCGGAUGGGAUUACUCCCUUACCUCACUUGUUUCAUUCUUGUAUAUAAUACCAUACCUAAGCCAUACG